AUGACAAAGCACAAGUCCAGUUGGGAGCCCAUCGUGAGGCUUCCGAUGAGUUCACGCACCAUCAGCAACUAUCGAGCACAGCAUCUUUCGAACGUUGAGGAAGGUUUCGAGCAACCCACAAACGAUUCGAAUGUCCAGGGCUUCGGCGAGGUAGAAGAACUAGAAAUCGAUUCUGAAAUGGGAUCCGAACCAGGAAAUAAUCACCCCCGGGAAAGUGACGAAGCCGGUUGUUCGUACUUGAACGUGGAGUUUUUAAAUUAUCUGGAUGGAAAUAUGGACUGCGAUUUCAGUGAUCAAACCGAAGAUCCGAUCGGAGGUGCUCAGCAAGUGGACUACGAGCUGGAUCUGGAGAAAUCGGGUGAUUCAUCGUUCGUCGGUGAAGAAGUUGCUGGUGGUACGUUUUCACAAGAGAAACUUCCAGAAGGGCUGUACGGUUGCUGGCUGCUUGUUGCUGUUCGGGAUUUUAAGGGACAUUCAUCUGGACGGGAAAUUGGCAAGUGGGGCGUUGCAGGAAACACGCCUAGUGAAUUUCUUCACCAGUGCUGGUUGAUGUCCCAGCGAUUUCUGAAGCGGGAAGUGAUAUUCAGGUGCAAUGAAAGCGGCGAAGCUGUACCUGUGUGGGGUGAGGAAAACCCCCAGGAAAUGGAUUUCGCACGAUUUGCUUUGUUCAACGAUAAGGCUAACCACAGAUACUAUCCCGUUGACAAGGUAACAGCUAACAUUUUGAAUCACUGGAAGAAGAAGGACAUUCACCUCCUUCUGCACGUUUAUUCACUUUCCUUAAGCAACAGAGCUGUCUUCAAAACGGUUAAAGAUUCACUACUGGAACCAGAAUCUAGGGACAGGGCUGGUGCUGCAUCGAACAGAAUGGUUGAUGAUCUUGCAAAAAAACUGCGUGAUAAGCAUGGAAGCUGCUGGCAAGCUCAAUACAUUGCUUGGAUGAUGUGGGCCAAUCCGAUUUUUGCUGCUGAUCCUUGUCAACGAGAUAGUUUGAUCGACGAGGCACCUCCAGCACACUUAAUUAAACUAUUUUCUACCAGAGAACAACCCGCAAUCCGAUCGAUAAAACGGAGUUUUGCCAUGGCUCAUAGCGUGAAUGCAGGUUACCACGAUGAAGUUGUCGUCAUCCGCAAAACGUUCUGUGAAUUGGAGGGAAUCGUUCAAACUUUGGCGACUAAAAUGGAGCAACUAAAUCGAUCGAUCGAAGCAUUGGAGAUACGUGAUACUAUGGAUCAGUUCCCGGACAUUGAACUCGAGCAAAAGUCGAAACUGACAACCCCAUUGCUGCUCGCGUAUGCCGAUGACAUUCUCAUCAUAUGCAAGGACCUCGACAAGCUGAACCAAAUCACGACUGCCAUGAAACAGCUCCUAGCAGAGGCUGGUCUGGAGAUCCACCCUGAGAAGUCCGAGCUCCUGAUCCGGGACCCUUUUUCUACCAAGGAACCCAGAAUCGAAGAAGUAGAGCCAGCGUUCAUCCAAGUCGUCCUGGCCCUGAGUUUAGAUGUGGAUUGA
This is a messenger RNA of Ochlerotatus camptorhynchus, 1512 nucleotides long. RefSeq lists its product as uncharacterized. Bases 1 to 1512 code for a protein of 503 amino acids. The record is from RefSeq and is a predicted model, not a curated record. The transcript has 5 exons. NCBI's taxonomy places the organism in Eukaryota, Metazoa, Arthropoda, Insecta, Diptera, Culicidae.